AUGAGUUCUGCUUCCAGCGAACCUGGCAACGGGGCUGCUGCUGAGCGGCCCCAGCUGGGACUCGAUGCCGUGAUCCAGAGACUGGAGGACACUGUCCUGGGCCCCACAGCCAGCAGAGAGGACCGGGCGCUGACUGUCUGGGGGGAAGGCCAGCAGGCGUCGCCCACCCCCGUGCCUGCCCGCAUCCGUGAGAUCGUGGCCAGCAGCCUGGGCGAGGAGCCGCCAAAAGCUGGGGUGCCAGAGCCCCCCGCCACUGCGGCCCACACGCAGGAAGAGAAUGAGCUGCUGCAGGAGGAGCUGUCCCGGCUGGAGGACCUGCUAGCCCAGGCAGGUGCCGAGCGGGACGAGCUGACCAGCAGGUACCACGCAGUCAGCCAGCGGCUGCAGGCCCGGCUGCAGAGGUCAGAGCUGGAACACAGUGUGGACCUGGAGGAGGCCCUUGGCCGGCUGGAGGCCGCCGAGCAGAGGAGCACUGGCCUUGCACAGGUGAACACGCUUCUGCGGGAGCAGCUGGAGCACAUGAAGAAGGCCAACGACGCACUGGUGGAGGAGCUGGCCAGGACAGCAGGCAGCAUGCUGCGCCUGAGGGGAGAACUGGGGCUCCAGGAGGCGCGGCGGCAGCCCAAGAGAGAGGCCUGGCGGACACGCCCGGGGGGGUCCCAGGACCUCCUGCUCCUGUGGAGACAGGCCACGGCACUCCAGGCACACCUGGCUGAGCUUCGAGCCGCCACCGAGAGGAGUCUCACCGACAUGCGGGCGGAAGCAGCCAGGACAGUGCGUCGCCUGCACACGGCCUGCCUGAACCUGGACUCCAAGCAGCGCCUGUCGGCCCGCAGCGCAGCGGGUGCCCUGGAGCAGCAGCUGCGCGACAAGGUGCGGGAGAUGUUGGCGCUGCAGGGCUGCUGGGACGCUGAGAAGGUGGCGCUGCAGGCCAGACUCUCAGAGCAGACAAGGCUGGUGGAGCAGCUCAUGGAGCAGAACGCCAACAAGGAGGGGACCAUCUGCGCCCUCACAGCAGAGGUGCAGGGACUGGUGGCCCAGGCAGACUCGGGGUGCAUGGAGCUGGUGCAGAGCGGCAGCCCAGAAGCCCACGAGGCACUGGGCCAACCAAGGAGCCCCCUCCACACCACAUCCCCCCAGCCUUGGGGGCUAUCCCCUCUCCGGGCCCACUCCCCAGCUGCCCUGAACCCCGCCCUGCGGGCCGUACAGGCAGCCAUUGAGAGGCGGCGGCAGCGGGAGCAGGAGCUGCAGCUGCAGCUGGAGGCCUCCCAGGCGGUGGUGGCCAGGCUCCGGGAGCAGCUAUCCGAGUGCCGGCAGGAGCUUCGGGCCUCGAAGGGACUCUUGCAGGAGCAGGCGCGGGAGCAGGCUCGGGAACACGAGGCCCUCCUGGGCGAGCUGGAGGCCCAUAGCCAGGAGGCCCAGGGCUGCAGGGCAUCCGUGGAUCGCCUGGAAAGGGAGAAGGCGGCCCUGGAGGCGGUGGUGGAGGAGCUGAGAGGGCAAGUGGACAUCUCAACUGCGGAGAGGCGCAGGCUGGAGGCCGUGAACGCGGAGCUGCAGAGAAGCCUGCUGCUGUGCGCGGAGCAGGGGGACGAGCUGGCACAGCAGGAGCGGCGGAGCCAGCGGGAGCUGGACACCAGCCAAGCGCGCCUCGAGCAGCUGGAGGAGAAGGUCUCGGGGCUCAAGAAGGAGCUGUUGUCGGCCUGGGAGGCGCUGAGCGCCACGCAGCUGCAGAGGGACAUGCUGGAGAGCGAGAGCGAGGGCCUGCGUGGCGCCCUAGCCCGGGCCGAGUCCAGCAAUGCUGACCUGGAACUGCUGGUGACCCAGCUCAGAUCUGAGGGGGUGGAGCAAAGGGACUCCCUGGCCAAGAUGGCGGCCUUGAUGGAGGGGCUGGCUCAGGACAAGGGCACCCUGAACCAGCUGAUCUUCCAGCUGGAGCAGGAGCGGGACCACCUUCGGGAGCAGCAGCAGGUGCUCGAGGGGGAGCAGACCAGCUCACAGGAGCAGCUGGCACAGGCAGAGCAGCAGCUGGCACAGGAGCGGGCAGAACACAGGGGCCUGAAGCAGGCCUGUGGGCACCUGGAGGAGCAGCAGGAGCAGCUGGAGGGGCAGGUGACCCAGCUCCGGCGAGAGAGGGACCAGCUGCAGGAGCAGGUGGGCCAGGUCACAUGCAAGAAGCAGGCCCUGGAGGAGCAGCUGGCACAGAGCCUGCGGGACUGGGAGGCCCAGAUGGACACCCUGCAGCGAGCCAUGCAGGAGAAGGAGGCUUUGUCCGAGGAACAGGCCCAGCUGCUGGCCAAGCAGGAGGCUCUGGAGAGGCACAGCCGGCUCAUGGCCAAGGAGACAGCUGAUCUCAGGGCAGAAAGGGACUCCCUGGAGAGCAGCCUCUUUGAGGCCCAACAGCUGGUGUCGCAGCUGCGGGCGCAGCAGGAGCAGCUGGAGGGAGAGGCCCAGAGCGCACGGCUCACACAGCAGGCCCUGCAAGUGGACAUGGAGCAGCUGGAGAGCACAGGCGAGGUCCGGGAGAUGAAGCUGCAGUGGGACUUGGAGCGGCUCCGGCGGCAGGUGGCACAGCUGGAGCGGGACUCACAGCUGGCCCUGGAGAGCCAAGCGCUGGCCCACCGCGAGGACCUGGCACGGCUCCGGAGGGAGAAGGAGACCAUGAGUCUGGCACUGUCAGAGGAGAAGGAGGUGGCCAUGUGCCGGCUGGAACAGGAGAAGGAGCUGGUGGCAAAAGGUGCAGCUGAGAGGGAGGCUUUGAAGGAGGAAAUUCAGAACCUGAAGCAGGAGCACGAUGAGAGCCUCCUCCAACUGGAGCACGAAAUGCAACAGGCCCUGUCUCUGAAAGAAGCAGAGUGGAGCCUGCUGAGGGAAGAGCUGUCCACGGCCACGCAGGAGCUGGAGUGGGUGCGGCGGGAGGCCCGGGGCCGGCAGGAGCUAGCCGAGGCCACCAUAUCCAUGCUGACCGAGGAGCUGAGGGUCCUACAGGCCCAGUUUGCAGAUGCCAUCUCUACCCACCAGAAGGAGUCGGCAGCUCUGAGCGCCAUCCUCCGGGAGGUGGCUGCAGAGCGGAGCAGCACGGGGAGAGAGGCCGAGCGGCUGCGGGUGCAGCUGGAUGUGGCCCAGGAAGGGCUGGUCACACUGCGCCAGGAGCUGCAAGGCAUCGAGGAGAGCCGCGAGGGGCUGCGCAGGGAGGCCCUGGAGGCCCGCCGGGCGCUGGGUGAUGAGGCCCAUGAGAAGGAUGUGCUGCAGCUGUCCAACACCAAGCUGUGGGCUGCCGUCCGCACAGCCGAACAGGAGAAGGCCAGUUUUAAGCGGUCCAAGGAGGAGAACGAGCAGAAGGUGCUGGUCCUGGAGGAGGCCCACGCCGUGGCCCAGAAGGAGGCGGGCGAGCUUCGGGCCAGCCUGCGGGAGGUGGAGAAGGCGCGGGUGGACACCCGCCACGAGCUCCAGGGUCUCCGCAGACAGGUGAAGGCGCUGGAGGCUGAGGCCCAGAGGAAGGGCCGGGAGGUGGGCAAGCUGCAGGCCAGAGCUGCCCAGGACACUCUGGAGCUGCAGAGAAAAGUGGCCGAACUGGAGGCAGCCUGCGAGGGGGCCAGGAAGGAGGUCCUGGGGCUGCAGCAGAAGCUGGCGGAGGCAGAAGCCAGCGGCGAGGCCCGGGAGAAGCAGCUCCAGGCACAGCUCCGGGAGAGCCGGGCAGCCGAGCAGACGCUGCGGGCUGAGGUGCACAGUGUGGCCCGGAAGCUGCGGCUGGCGGACGGCACGGCUGAGGGGCUCCGGGCACGCCUAGAUGAUGCUGGCCGUCGGAUCCGUGGCCUGGAGCAGGAGCUGGCCCAGGCAGAGGGCGCCUGGCGGGACACGGAGAACCAGCUGGACCAGCUGUGCUCCACGCUGCGCCGUGGCCUGGGGCUCCGGGGGCAGAGCGCCUCGGCCUCCCCCCAGCGGCCCAGCUCCCCUUCCAAAGGGUCCGAUGGCCCCCAGGCUUGCAGCGGGCGGCAGAGCACCAGCCCCUCUGUGGGGUCCUGCUCACGGCUCCAAUGGCCCUCGCCUGGCCCCAGAGAUGUGGAGGUCCUGGACGUGACCUGUGUGCGGGAUGCGCUGAGGGAUUUCGUGCAGAAGCUGUGGGAUGCCCAGAGAGAGCGAGACGACGCCCGCUGCCAGGCAGUGAGCCUGAGCAGCCGGCUGAGUGAGGCGGAGAGCGCACGGGCCAGAGCCCAGAGCCAUGCCGCGAAACUGCAGAAAGCUCUGGCCGAGGCUGAGGAAGGCCAGCGCCAGGCAGAAAGUGCAGUGAGCAGCGUGCAGGCAGCUUGGGCUCUGCAGGAAGAGGCGCUCCGCAGGCUGGAAGCAGAGCACCUGGCAAGCACCCGGGCAGCAGACAAGGAGAGGUGCCGCCUCCAGGAGCAGCUGAACGCACUGCACCAGGCGCUGGACGAGAGCAGGAGCCACAGCCAGGACCUGGCCGCCACUGGGAGGCUGCUGGAGGGGCAGCUGGCGGGCCUGGAGCUCAGGUGCCAGGAGGCGGAGGGCGCGCUGCGGCAGACUGAGCGCGAGACAAUGAGGAGGGAGGGGACCACGGUGCGGCUGGGGGCCGAGAAGGAGCAGCUGGACCAGUCGCUGAGCGCCUUGCACCAGGAGAUGGACGGGUCCCUGCGGAAGAACCAGCAGCUGCAGGUCCAGAUGGUGGAGAUGGAGCAGGCGCAUGCCCAGCGGCUCCAGGAGCUGGCAGCCCAGCACCAGCAGGACCUAGCCGCCGAGGCUGAGCGGCUGCACGGGGCCCAGCUGCAGGCAGCAGAGGCCCUGGAGUCCCGAGAGCGGCCCCACCAGCAGCAGGUGAAGGGGUGGGAGCAGCAGGUGGUCAGGCUGAAGGAGCAGCUGGACCAGGAAGAGCAGCGGCGGCGACAGGCCCGCCUCGGCCAGGCCUUUCCAUGCCCUCGCUCUGUAAACACAGGGAAACACGUGGAAAACAUUUCCACCACCCGGAGCCAAAAACAGAAUGUCCUGCAGGGCCCGCCACCCACUCCAUGUCCGGAGCCUUCUCUGCUCCAGGAACCGAGGCCGUCACGCGGGCAGCCCGGGCUGCCCCUCGAGCUGUGUCCUCACUCCAGGGCCCAGAGGCACACGGCACCCAUCCCGCCACACCCUCCGGAGCGGACGAGGCUUUACUUCCGGGCCCUCCUGGAACAUCUGGAGGACGGACACCCGUGUCCUGGUCAGGUGAGGAGGGAUGACGAGGCUGCCCAUCGGUGGCCAGGAGGGCUCCGUGUACCUGAGGCCGGAGCCACCCACCCGCCUGUGGCCCACACGGCACUCUGCAUGCUCUGCCUCAAGGUGCUUGCAGCCUCCCCUUCUCUCCACAAAGCAGCAGCGAGCAGCCUGGAGGUCUCCAUCCAGGGGGGAGUGGAGGUUUACCUUUACCGGGGCCGGCACUUCUGGGCUGUCUACCUGGGAGCAGGAGCGCGGCCCCGCCCACCGGGAGCCUGGCGCUUUAAGAGCUCAAUUUACAUGACCCCGCCUCCACUGCUGGUCGGAUAUUUAAGUUGCGGCCCAGGGGCGGGCGAGCGGACCGCGCUCCGCGGGCGCCUUCUUCCGUGCAGCGGCCCAGAGCGCGGCGGAGCCGGCCGGGGCUCCAAGCCCACCGACGGCCGGGCCCGAGCCUGA
Messenger RNA from Trichechus manatus latirostris (Florida manatee), 5655 nucleotides. RefSeq names its product ciliary rootlet coiled-coil, rootletin family member 2 (gene CROCC2). Lineage: Eukaryota; Metazoa; Chordata; Mammalia; Sirenia; Trichechidae. The record is from RefSeq and is a predicted model, not a curated record.